Exophiala aquamarina CBS 119918 is the source of this 1068-nucleotide messenger RNA. RefSeq names its product alcohol dehydrogenase. Lineage: Eukaryota; Fungi; Ascomycota; Eurotiomycetes; Chaetothyriales; Herpotrichiellaceae. The record is from RefSeq and is a predicted model, not a curated record. The transcript has a single exon. Gene Ontology annotation, molecular function: oxidoreductase activity. Bases 1 to 1068 code for a protein of 355 amino acids.
AUGGCCGCUACGGUGCAGACGCAGAGCUUUCCUUCGGAGGAGGUCCUGAGAAUCGCAAAGGAGAUCCUAGAAGGAAAUGGAAUGCUCGCUGGGGAGGCGGAGAUAGUUGCCGACUGCCUGGUAGCAGCUGAUCUCAGAGGAAUUGAUACCCAUGGAUGCAACAGACUUCCUUCAUACAUGGAACGCAUUCGUCAGGGAGUUCUUGACCCCAGGGCUAAACCCACUCUACAUGAGGCUACCCCGGUAGUGGCUCAAGUUGAUGGACACAAUGGAUUUGGCUUUCUCGCUGCAUCAUUGGGAAUUGACAAGGCUGUGGAAAUGGCCAAAAUUUAUGGCAUCGGAAUGGUUUCCAUAAAGCACUCCAAUCACUUUGGCAUGGCCGCCUGGAUUGUACAAAAAGCGGUCGAUGCAGACAUGAUGUCAUUGGUCUUCACCAAUUCAUCGCCGGCCUUAGCUGUCUGGGGAGGCCGCUCAAAGCUUGUAGGUGUUUCCCCAUUGGCGUGUGGUGCACCAGCUGGAAAGACGAAACCCUUCAUUCUAGAUAUGGCUCCCAGCAUCGCUGCUCGGGGGAAGAUCUACAAAGCGAAACGAAGAGGCGAAAAUAUUCCGUUGGACUGGGCAUUGGAUGCCGAGGGCAAUCCGACCGAUGAUCCGGAAAGAGCUUUGGAGGGCGUGAUGCUUCCAAUGGGCGGGCCUAAAGGUUCUGCUUUGGCGAUCAUGAUGGACGUCUUCUCAGGUGUCCUCUCCGGUUCUGCAUUUGCUGGACAUGUCACGAAUCCGUACGAUGCUUCGAAACCCGCGGACGUGGGCCAUUUCCUAAUCGCGAUCAAACCAGACCUGUUUUUCUCAAUCGAAGAGUUUAAGGACAGGAUGGACUAUCUCUACCAGCGAGUCGUCGACUCUGAAAGGAGACCAGGAGUCGGUCGUAUCUACUUUCCCGGGGAAAUCGAACAGAUUACCAAGGAAUCGCGUGAGGCCAAUGGUAUACCAUACUCUGAGUCGGAAAUCACGAGUCUGAACGAGGAGGCAAGAAAGGUCGGUGCCCAACCUUUGAGGAUGCCUUCAUGA